UGGAAGUGGGGUAUCAAUCGAGUCUAAGAUCAGUUUUGUACCCAGGUUUUUUUAGUUACCCUGCAGCUAGUUCCAGAAGGAGCAAGGAAAGAACAGGAAAAAAAAAAAAAUAGUUACCUACCUCCCGUGGACCCUACUACUUCGUACCUACCCCUACUAUUCUGCCCAAUCUUUAUUCCUUUUCAUACUUUCCCAUUACAAUUCAACUUCGGGCAAAUCGCAUCCUAAUUCUAAAUAAUGGCCGCUGACAAGAUGGAUGUCGAAGCUGCCGAGCAGAAGCUCAAGAGCAUGGCUCAUUCUGAGCAGCACUAUUUCAACAGCUACAACCACCAUGGAAUCCACGAGGAGAUGUUGAAAGAUGAAGUCCGCACGAAAUCCUACAUGAAUGCCAUUGUGCAAAACAAGCACCUCUUCAAGGACAAGGUUGUUCUUGACGUUGGUUGCGGUACAGCUAUCCUCUCCAUGUUCGCCGUAAAGGCUGGAGCCAAGCACGUCAUCGGUGUUGAUAUGUCUACCAUUAUCUUCAAGGCUAGGGAGAUUGUCAAGGUCAAUGGCAUGGCAGACAAGAUUACCCUCAUCCAGGGUAAGAUGGAGGAGAUCGAGCUGCCCUUCCCCAAGGUCGAUAUCAUCAUCUCGGAAUGGAUGGGCUACUUCCUCCUUUACGAGAGCAUGCUGGAUACUGUCUUAUACGCCCGCGACAAGUACCUCGAGAAGGACGGCUUGAUCUUCCCGGACAAGGCCACCAUCUUCGCGUGCGGUAUUGAGGAUGGCGAGUACAAGGAUGAGAAGAUCGGAUUCUGGGAUAACGUUUACGGGUUCGACUACAGUCCUCUGAAGGAGACGGCCUUAGCCGAGCCUCUCGUCGACACAGUCGAAAUCAAGGCGGCCGUCACAGACCCUGCCGCGGUUUUGACUCUUGAUCUCUACACCUGCACAACGGCCGAUCUUGCUUUCUCGAUACCCUUCAAGCUGACGUCCCGACGUGACGACUUCAUACACGCGCUUGUAGCGUGGUUCGAUAUCGACUUCACGGCGUGCCACAAGCCGGUUCGCUUCUCCACUGGUCCGCACACUAAGUACACGCAUUGGAAGCAGACCGUCUUCUACCUGGACCAGGUCUUGACGGUGCAGCAAGGAGAGGAGAUCAGCUUUAACUUGGAGGUCAAGCCCAACGACAAGAACCGACGAGAUCUCGAUAUUAAGAUCGAUUACCAUCUCGAAACGGAAGAGGUCACUCGGCAAGCUGAGGGCUCUUGCGAAUACAAGAUGUGCUAGGUGGGAUGAAUCUUUUGGAGGAUGCGUCUCGUAUUACAAUGUCUUCCAGCCCAACAGGACUCGGGCUGGGCAGCCCUUAUCUAGUAGACGGGGUCUGCGAAGCGGACAACAAGCUGCAAAGCAUCAACCUAUUCGAUAGCCUUGUAUGAUCGCAUGGCGACCAGGGUUUGUACGGCGUUGGGAGGCAUUAAAAGUCAUUUCCCUCGGGCCGAGAAGGGGAAGAGGAAACUAUAGUAUGCGAGGUGACGGAAUUAUAUUGGGGCAAUUGCGAUACUACGGACCAUAUCUAGGACCUAGGUAAGGUACUUGAUGACUGAUGAAGAUUACGAUAGAAAGUAACUCCUACACGUCCCUCAAGGCGUCAUCCUGCGGGGGAUAACGGCUAAGAGGUUGAUGGGUCAGUCUGGACCGCCACUCAAGUAGUUGUGAAUACAUCAGGUACUUGAUCGAUACUCUCUCUAUCCCUA
Molecule: messenger RNA, 1742 nt
Organism: Daldinia caldariorum
Lineage: Eukaryota; Fungi; Ascomycota; Sordariomycetes; Xylariales; Hypoxylaceae
Product: protein arginine N-methyltransferase 1
Exons: 6
Coding region: 238-1275 (345 amino acids)
Biological process (GO): peptidyl-arginine methylation
Cellular component (GO): nucleus
Molecular function (GO): protein-arginine N-methyltransferase activity
Source: RefSeq, a predicted model, not a curated record